Aureobasidium subglaciale EXF-2481 is the source of this 1905-nucleotide messenger RNA. RefSeq lists its product as uncharacterized. The record is from RefSeq and is a predicted model, not a curated record. The transcript is spliced from 2 exons. The coding region runs from base 1 to 1905 and encodes 634 amino acids. Gene Ontology annotation, molecular function: ATP binding; nucleic acid binding; RNA helicase activity. Gene Ontology annotation, cellular component: nucleolus. NCBI's taxonomy places the organism in Eukaryota, Fungi, Ascomycota, Dothideomycetes, Dothideales, Saccotheciaceae.
AUGGCAACAGAGAAGCAAGAAGUAGAGCAGAAGACGACAGACAAGUCGUCAGCAAGAGCAUGGGAAGGACUCAAACCCGCACUAUCGGCGUGGAUGCUGGACGCCAUUUCCAGCAUGGGCUUCCAGCGCAUGACACCUGUGCAAGCCAGUACCAUUCCCCUGUUCAUGGGACACAAGGAUGUCGUAGUUGAGGCUGUUACUGGUAGUGGCAAGACUCUGUCGUUCUUGAUCCCUGCUGUUGAGCGUCUGUUACGAGUCGACGAACCGAUCAAGAAGCACCACGUCGGCGCCAUCAUCAUCUCUCCGACAAGAGAACUCGCUACACAGAUCCACUCGGUCCUCAUGUCGCUACUGCAAUUCCACCCUCCCUCGGCCGCUGCUAUCCGACCGAAAGACGACGAAGACGAAGAAAUGACGGAUGAGAACGCUCCUCCUCGACCCACCUUUCCCGCAUCCACACCCAAGGUCGUACCGCAACUACUCCUUGGAGGUACAACCACUCCCGCCCAAGACCUGUCUGCCUUCAUCCGUACCUCGCCGAAUCUUCUCAUCGCUACCCCCGGUCGUCUUCUAGAACUGCUUUCCUCACCACACGUACACUGCCCUCAGUCCUCGUUCGAACUCUUGAUCAUGGACGAGGCCGACAGACUGCUCGAUUUAGGCUUCAGCGACACUUUGCAAAAGAUUCUCGGAAGGUUGCCCAAACAACGUAGAACAGGUCUUUUCAGUGCCAGUGUGUCGGAAGCCUUGGAUCAGCUCGUCCGAGUCGGCCUGAGGAAUCCUGUCAGAAUUGCCGUCAAGGUCAAGAGUGCCUCUGGUGCUCACGACAAGCGCACACCAGCCAGUCUGCAAAUGGCCUAUCUUGCAACUACACCGCGCAUGAAGCUCCCUGCCCUCAGUCGCCUGCUCACACAACUCCCUUCAAUGCCUCAGAAGACCGUCUUGUAUGUCUCAACAUGCGCAACCGUCGACCACUACCAACACAUCUUAUCCGAGGUGCUCCCAAAGGAUUUCAAGAUCGUGCCACUCCACGGCAAGCAUCCUCCGAACGUAAGAACGAAGAACUUUGGCAGAUUCGUAAACUCAGUCGAGCCAUCCAUUCUCCUCACCACCGACGUCGCAGCCCGAGGACUGGAUAUCCCGGCAGUCGAUCUCGUAGUACAAUUAGACCCUCCCAGCGACCCGAAAACAUUCCUCCAUCGAUGUGGACGUGCCGGAAGAGCAGGAAGAAGAGGUCUGGCAGUGACCUUCUUGAGCAAAGGCAAAGAGGAGGAUUAUGUCGAAUUCUUACGCAUCCGAAAGACGCCGAUCGCACCACUUACAACACCGGCCAUCGAGCCGACAGAAGAGGAGGCCAAUGAGGCAACACAAAAGAUCCGACAAGUGCUGCUCGCCGACCGAUCAUUGCAUGACAAGGCACAAAGAGCAUUUGUGAGUUGGGUACAAGCAUAUAGCAAGCACUCGGCGAGCAGUAUUUUCCGGAUACAAGAUUUGGACUGGGAAGAGCUGGGCUACAGUUGGGGCCUUCUCCGACUGCCUAGGAUGCCCGAACUGAAGAAGUUCCAAGGAGACAAGCUGCUCGGACAACAAAUAGAUUGGGACACAUUCGCAUACAACGACAAGAAGCGGGAAGAGCACAGAUUGGAAGAGCUGGAGAAAUUAAAGGCCAACGGAGGUGACGGCAAGACGAACGAAGAGAGGAGGAAGGACAGGGCAUGGACGGUGCAGAAGGACGCGAAAGCCACAAAGGAUACACGUCGCGAGAUCAAAUUGGCACGUCGUGAACACGAGAGGCAGAAGACGCUCACAGCAGAAGAAAAGAAGAAGGAAGCGGAACUGCAAGCCAUGAUUGAGGCAGUCCGAGAAAAGGGAGAGCCAGAGAGCGAGUUUGAAGGAUUCGAUUAG